Molecule: messenger RNA, 819 nt
Organism: Plasmopara halstedii
Lineage: Eukaryota; Oomycota; Peronosporomycetes; Peronosporales; Peronosporaceae
Exons: 1
Coding region: 1-819 (272 amino acids)
Source: RefSeq, a predicted model, not a curated record
AUGCCGACACCAGAAGACGCUAGUGCUCAAUCUGGCCAACGAUUCUUAAAGCAGAUGGUGCCUUACGACCCUAACCAGAACGAUGAGAGGGGUGGAUUUCUACCUGAAUGGUUUGUGGAAUCUGCGACGAAUGCCUUAGUCGAUCUCCAAAAUAAGUUCGCUUUAAACAAGUACAAACUUGCAACUCGCUUGAUUGCCGAGAGCAAGAUCAAUCCUCUUGAAAUCAAUUUUUUUACGAGUGAUAAACUCCUUGAAGUUGUAGACAAGAUCACAAAGGCGUUCAUAAUCAAAUCCAGAUCACCCGAGGCAAUUUUUUACGGACUCAGCCAUGUGGCUGGCGAUAAAGAGUAUGGAAUGCUCGCAUCUCUAGCUCGAGGCCUCGGAGUAUUCAAGGCAAGAGGUAAAUACGAGAUUCAUGACGAGACCUACAUAAACUCGGACAUACAAAAAGGACUCGAUUCAGAAGACGUGAAGGGUAUGAAUUAUAAUCGUCUGAGAGAAAUCGUACUCAAGUUUGAGCCGUUUCUUCUCAGUUCGUGGAAACGAUUGGGUGUAAGCGCAGAGCAAGCAGAAGAGAUUUUAGAGGUGGACUUCAGCCGUCUUUAUUUCUUGGAAAACCCGAACUUACCGUUGUACAUCAAGUACCUUACCAUGACACCCCGCUAUGAACAUCUUGGUCCAUACGAAACUUUGCUUUUAGACAUGAAGAAAAAGGGCCUGCGUGAAGAUUGUUUUGGCGUUGCUGGAUGGUGGUGCAAUGACCGAACCCAAUUCUAUCCCACGAAAGUUAUUGGAUACCUUGUUUUUGGAAUGGGAUAA